CUCCGACAACAAUGUCUUUAGCUAGUGUUCACGGACCGCAAUUUACCGAUAUCUGCAGCCCAUUGGGACGCAGCAGUAUUAGCAUGUCUUCAUCAUUGUCCGAUUUAGUCGGUAGUCCGUUGGAAAUUUCCGUGGACAAUGUACUUACUAUUGAAGAGCUGCGUCAGCACAUGGGCUCAUGUUUUACAUGUGGAGUAUCCUGGACCGAUGAUCAUGUUUCUCUCGAUUGUAGUGAAUGUGGAGGCUAUAGCUUAGAGCGACCUUGCCCACUAUGUGAUGGUCAAUGUGGUGUACUGUGGAAGCGUGAUUUCACAAUGUCGCAUGCCUAUAGCAAAGCUCGAUGGCAUGGGGUGUGUCCCAGUUAUCAGGAGGCAAUGACACAUUUAAAUCCCCACGAAUCUGCUGCUACCGUCACAUCCUCCGCUCCGCCAUCAACAUGUGCCAACGCAGCCACGCAUAUGCGUUUGGCCCAGGAGCUGUGUCUACGUUUGGAAGAGCUUUCAGCAAGUGCUCAUACGUGAUGAUACGUCAAGCAGCUGUCUAAAAGUUCCUCAAUUUAUCGUUAUUCCAUUUUCAUCUGAAUUGAAAAAAACCUUAAUCAAUUAGCCCAUGUUUCAUUUCUCAACUGUUUACUAAUCUACCUGAGAGUUAUUAGUUUUCAACUUGUUUAAUAAAACUCAACUAAUUACAAUUCACUAUAAAUAAUUAUGUAAUUAUAACUAUGAAAAAAUUUUGCUGUAAAGCCUGCCUCUUAAAAACUGAUCCAUGCCAAAAUUCAGAAUUUAUGUAAAUCUUAUAGAAUUUCUCAUUUUGUUAUUGUAAGUUAUCUUUCCGUUAAGACUUCCUUCCAUGCACAUAUUGUAUAAUAUGUACAUACAUAUUAUAUUUAUAAAAAAAAGUAAAUGUAAUUCACAAUGUAUUUGUAAACUUAAAUGAGUAUAAUUAAGUACGACGGAGUGGUUGUUACAUUUUAAAUAGUAUACAAGGGGUACACAAAUUUGAAGCGGAAUCAAAAACUGAAAAGCUGAAAGAAUACAUAAGGAUAAGUUAAUUAAGAAUUGGUAUUUACAGAAUUUGUGGAAGGGUGUUCAAAGUUUUAUAGUAAUUUAUAUAAUUCACUGGUUUUACGUAUAUUAAUUUUAAUCAUGAAGACAUUUGCAUUUUGUGUUGAUAUAAUAUUUAAAUUUCUAAUACAAUUAAAUAUUGAAAUAAUUAUACCAAAAUCGAAUUUAGGUCGACAAUUUUGAUUUCCAACAUUGACAAAGGCUCUGCCUAAUAUAAAUACAUACAUACAUUUCGAAUGCUCAAUUGAUAAGUGCUGUGCCGUAUUUAUAUUAAUAUAUCUGCGGUUUAUAAAUUUAAGCUGAAAUAUGUAAGUGUAUAAGUUUUUAGAUUUUCUAUGAAAAUCUGUUUAUUUUUCCGUUGUAAUUUAAUACACUGAAUAUACAUAAGUAAUAUUGUUUGUAGUUACAUAUUAUUCCGUAAUAUUACUUUAUAUAUAUAGUGAUAUGUAUUUGUAUAUACUUAAUAAAUAACUUCAAAAAUCUUCUUAA
Messenger RNA from Bactrocera dorsalis (oriental fruit fly), 1553 nucleotides. It is a transcript of the gene Pino, whose product is annotated as protein pinocchio. The record is from RefSeq and is a predicted model, not a curated record. Lineage: Eukaryota; Metazoa; Arthropoda; Insecta; Diptera; Tephritidae.